Messenger RNA from Penicillium salamii, 1038 nucleotides. The record is from the annotation of a GenBank genome assembly. Lineage: Eukaryota; Fungi; Ascomycota; Eurotiomycetes; Eurotiales; Aspergillaceae.
AUGUCAUCCAACGCCAGUCGUGGAUUGUCACAUGGAGGUGUUCUCCACGAAUAUGCUCCCAGACUUGUGGCCUUCGAGUUCACCCCACCAGCAGAGGGAAUCAACAAAAUCAACAGUCUGAUUUUCGUAGGCGGACUGACAGAUGGAUUUUGCACUGUUCCCUACGUAUCCAAACUGGCCAAAGCUCUAGAAAAUACCGAGUGGUCAGUCUUUUCCGUUCUGCUCUCCUCAUCCUACGGCGGGUGGGGAGUCGGAAGCCUCGAUCGCGACGUAGAAGAGCUCGGUCAAUGCGUGCGUUUCAUUCGGGAUCUCAAGGCCUCGCGCCAGCCUGGUGCCCCGACAAAAGGUGGGAAGAUCGCUGUCAUGGGCCAUUCCACUGGUAGCCAAGAUGUGCUCCAUUAUCUUUACUCGCCGAAUCCCGUGCCCGAAAGGGAGUUCAAUCUCGGUCUGAAGCAUAUCGUUCGUCCUGAGCUGGAUGGUGCUAUUCUGCAGGCACCGGCUUCGGACAGAGAGGGUCUGCAAGCUAUUAUCGACACCUCUGAUCAGCCUGAUGAGAUUACAAAGGUCUACGAUCAACUUGUGGGUUUCGCCAAGAAGCAGCCAUAUACAGAGGACCAGGGCGAUUCUAUUCUCCCCAUGAACUUGACCGCAAAGCUAUCUUAUCCUCCCGAUACACCUCUGAGUGCCCGGAGAUUCUUAAGCCUGGUCAGCCCUGAGAGCCCUGAGCAUCCAUCUGACGAUGAUGUCUUUAGCUCUGACUUGACCGAUAAGCGCUUGCAAGAGACCUUUGGUAUGAUUGGUACCAGAGGAUUAAUUGAUUCAAAGAUCAUGUUUUUGUACUCCGGUGCAGACGAAUAUUGCCCCCAUUGGGUGGACAAGGCCAAGCUACUACAGCGAUGGCAACAAGCUACCGAGGCAGGAGGCACCAAAUGGGAUAGUGAAAACAGCGGGGUUAUUGAAGGAGCUGCUCACAAUGUCCAUAGCGAAGGCCAGCAGGAUUUGAUUGAUCGAGUUGUUCGAUACCUUCACAGUCUGUGA